Molecule: messenger RNA, 6360 nt
Organism: Solenopsis invicta (red fire ant)
Lineage: Eukaryota; Metazoa; Arthropoda; Insecta; Hymenoptera; Formicidae
Gene: Neurl4
Product: neuralized-like protein 4
Exons: 13
Coding region: 433-5580 (1715 amino acids)
Molecular function (GO): ubiquitin protein ligase activity
Source: RefSeq, a predicted model, not a curated record
CAAUAAUAUUUUGCGCUAAACUCAACAACAGAAGUAUUGAUACCAUUAAGAAAUUUCAUAUAACAUUUUCAGUACGUAAAAUGUAAUCAAAACAGAAUAUUUUUCGGAGGAGAGGAACAUAAAGGGAAGGUUUACAUCGAGAGAGAGAGCUGAAAUUUAAAAGGACGAUUACAGCGUUAUUGUUUAUUUUAAUAUAGGUGCGGAAAAUGAAACGAAAUCUCUUCUUGCGCUUUCCCCGCUUUUCCUAGCAUCCGUUUCGUCCCGCGAAAUAGGAAAUCCGUUGUCGCCUCUUGGAGGACGGAGGGCGAAGGGCGGCGAUGCGUCGCGACGCGGCGCAGCGCGACUGGCGCCUGGUAUGUCGACCGACCGACCGACCGACUGCACCGCACGGCACAACGUGGUGAAUACACACGACGGUGACCUGCGUUCGACAUGCCCCGCGAUCCCAAGUUUCACCGGCGAUGCGGCCACUGUGUCACCAUCGACAACGAGGAUCGCAACGCCACGCGCAGUUACUCCGAGUAUAAUCACGGCCUGGUGUUCAGCGCCCAGCCGCUCGAGGAUGAUGAUGUGUUCGAAAUUUUUAUUGACAAGAAGAUCGUAUCAUGGAAUGGCAGUAUAGCAAUUGGAGUAACAGAAUGCGAUCCCGAGACCAUGGAGAUACCAUCCUCUGCCCUACAUCUUCGUUACGGGUCUUGGAUCAUGACUGGCUCUAGCAUAGUUCACAAUGGUAAUCGUAUUGUGGAAGUAUAUGGGGAGGAUCUUGGCAAUCUAAAGGCAGGGGACAUGUUGGGAGUUAUGCGGACGUCCAAUCACGAAUUGGUGUUUUACAUCAAUGGUAUUUCGCAAGGCGUCGCUGUGAACAACAUUCCUCCGCGUGUAUUUGCUGUUGUGGAUAUGUACGGUGAUUGCGUUGAAAUCAGCACCAUUUCUUGUCCCGACCCUGCCACUUUAUGUAACAUAUUUAAAAACGAAGGCGAGAUUAACAAUGAUUACGCUGCGGGGGAGACCUCCAGUUCUACGACAACCAAUCUAGUCGCUAAUUUAAAUGUCAAUCUAAGUGUCAAUGUAAAUGUUAAUUUACCGAAGAAUCCAACUCCCGCUGCUAUAAGGGAGGACAGAUUGAAGUUUCACGAGCGAGUGGGCUCGCUGGUGAAGCUCUCUAACAAUGCCAGAACCGCCGAGAGACGGAGGCCGCUCGACGAAUUCAACAAUGGUGUCGUAAUGACUCAUAGGCCGCUGCGAGAUAACGAAUUAUUUGAGAUACGAAUAGACAGAUUAGUAUAUAAAUGGUCGGGUAGCAUAGAAGUCGGCGUUACCACUCACAGUCCUACGGCACUGGAGUUUCCGGCAACGAUGACUAACAUGCGUUCGGGUACAACGAUGAUGUCUGGCUGUGGUAUUCUAACAAAUGGCAAAGGCACUCAACGAGAAUAUGGCGAAUUUAAUUUGGACGAAUUGAGGGAAGGCGAUCGUGUGGGAAUGAUUAGGCAAAGUAACGGAGACCUUCAUUAUUUAAUAAAUGGUUUGGAUCAAGGCGUUGCUGCUAAAAUACCAGCGGGUGUGUGGGGCGUAAUAGAUCUUUAUGGAAUGACCGUGAAAGUAACCAUUGUCGAUCGCGACGAAAGAGAAGAACAGAAUCUAGUCACUAGGAGAAACACAUUGCAGCUACAAGGUCUAGAUAGCGAAGAAGCUGGAGAAGAGGAUCUUCCCGAUAGACUGAUGUUUCAUCAAUGUUGCGGUACACACGCCGAUGUGAUCAAUAAUGGGCGUACUGCGCACAGACCUAACGCCAUAGACGAUUUCAAUAACGGCGUAGUAUUGACUUCGAGGCCAUUGAAACCGAAUGAGUUGUUCGAAGUCAGACUGGACAAAAUUGUCACUAAAUGGGCUGGUUCCAUCGAAAUAGGAGUCACUACUCAUUCCCCGACGGAACUGGAGUUCCCAUUUACCAUGACGAAUGUCAGAUCUGGCACGUGGAUGAUGACGGGCAAUGGCGUGAUGCACAAUGGUACGACUAUGAUAGACCAGUAUGGUCAAAAUUUGGACCGUCUGCAGAUUGGCGAUCGCGUAGGUGUGAUGAGGAAAGACAACUCAACACUGCAUUUUUAUGUGAACGGCGCUGAUCAAGGUGUAGCCGCGAUGAACGUGCCUGAAAGAAUCUAUGGAGUAAUCGAUCUCUACGGACAGGCCGCUCAAGCCACCAUAGUCGACAACGUAGAUUUUUACAGUCCAACCACGAACAAUUCGAGUUUUAGUAAUACAACGUUGUAUAGCGAUCUAAGGUUUCAUCACGUACACGGUAAAAAUGCGAGGAUUACGAAUAACGGUUUAACGGCGUCCAGACCGCGAGCUCUGGGCGAAUUCAACGAAGCUAUUGUAAUUGCAAAUCGUGCAUUACGCGAUGGUGAAAUGUUUGAGGUGACGAUAGAUAAAAUGGUUGCCAGAUGGUCCGGUGCGAUAGAAGCAGGAGUCACUGUGAUAAGGCCCGAUGAGCUAGAAUUUCCAUCUACGAUGACAGAUAUCGAUCAUGAUACGUGGAUGCUUUCCGGGUCGACAGUGAUGCGUGACGGUGUGACGUUGCGUAACAAUUACAGUUGCGAUUUGGAUAAGCUGACGGAGGGUAAUCGGAUUGGAAUGAUGCGGUGCACAGAUUCUUCCUUGCAUUAUUUCUUGGAUGGAGUGGACCAAGGUCUUGCCUGUACCGGUUUACCACCCAACGUUUAUCCAGUAAUCGAUUUAUACGGACAAUGCGCACAGGUGACGAUUGUAGUGCCUGAGCGUAGAGAUCCUCUGACACAACAGUAUUUGCCGUCAGAGAAUAGUAUUAGUCAACAGCCGACCUCAGUAAUUCAGCCUCAGGCGCAAACUGAAAUUCUACACAAGUUCCACGAGUCAGUCGGAUUGAACAUUCAAUUGAACAGCGAUCGAACAGUGGCGACUAGAUGCAGAGAAUACAAUAACGCUGUCUUGUUGAGCGAGGCCGCACUGGAAAAUAACGAGUUGUUUGAGAUUGCCAUUCAGGAAGUGGCGCGUGAAUGGAGCGGUUGUCUGAGGAUAGGUGUCCUGAGUAACGAAACGGGCAACUGGUUGACAUCAAUGAACCUGGUACCUGGUAUGACAUCCAUUCCCAACGACGCAUGGUACCUGACGGGUAACGAGGUGAGACACACGGGUUUCGCGCUCGCCUCGAACUACUGUACGAGCCUGGACUGGUUGCGAGUGGGCGACAAGAUCGGCGUAAAGCGCACACACGAAGGUAACCUAAAGUUCUACGUGAACGGCGAAGAUAUGGGUGUAGCGGUAUCUGACGUACCGGAGAUGGUGUAUGCGGUAAUUGAGCUCUUUGGCAGCACCGUGGCCGUAAACAUCACCAGUAGCAGGCAGCAGAAUUCCGCUAUUUCUCCUAAUGCUAGUUUGAGACUGCAGGAUUCAUUGGAACUCUUGCUGGAUCCGAUGCCGCCGAGAAACGAUCCGGGAAUGGAUACAUCUAUCGAUGUGUCCGAAGGGAAACUGAUUAACGAGGUAACACUCACGCCGACGCAAGCCACUGGCACUGGUUUGACCACCAGCGACGGGGAUUGGAGUUAUGAAUUCCAUGAGAAUCAUGGCAGAAACAUUCAGCUCGAAACGAAAACAGUUGCCAGACGAGUAGCCAGUUACAAUCAGGGUGUGGUAAUGUCCAGUCGUCCGCUGAUAAAGGGCAAGCCGUUCCAAGUAAAAAUAGAAAAGUUAAACGAACGUUGGGUGUCAAAUAUUCUCUGUGGCAUUUCUUGCAUAUCGCCAGAGAAGCAGACAAGCUUCCCAUUAACAGCGCUUGGUUUUAAAAGGCACUCAUGGAUCAUCUGCAGCGAUUGGAUAUUCCAUAAUGGCAUGAGAGUGAAGACGAAAUACGGCGCCGGCUUGGAGAACCUUCAGUGUAACUCUAUCGUAGGCUUGCUAAUCGACGAGGACAAUCGACUGCAUUUAAUCAUCAAUAACGUGGAUCAGGGAGUAGCCGCGACCGAUUUGCCACCGUACGUCUUUGCCGUGAUCGAUUUAUAUGGACAGUGCGAACAGGUGUCUAUUACAGGGAUCAGCGAAGAGCCUUCUUAUUCGAAUGUUGCCAUCGACAAUGCCCUCGCGGCUCCUAUCGAAUGCACGAGCGUGGAAACGGAGGAUGUGGAGAAUUCGCGCGAAAAAGCCGAUCUGGAAUGUCACGAAAAGGAGAACGCAAUGGCGACUACCUCGUCGGAUCUUUCGCCGUCUUCGACAUCACCGAGCGUGCCGAGUCAGUGCAGUUCAAACGCUAGGGAUGGCAAUUUGGAAGCUGAAUACUCAUCCUUUGAUAGUAAUAAUAGCGCGAACGUGGCGAACAAUAGUGUAGGUAUUAAAGCGGCGUCGAGUAUUGAUAGUAACAACUCGGACUCGGGCUCGGAGCUUAGCAACGACACGCGAAGCACCAAGAACAAAGUGUAUCUGGAUAACGUCGUACCGCCAACGUUGAACAAGCAGUCUGAGAACAACUCGAGUGAGUCGAAUCUCGAUGUGGAAAACCGCGCCCUAUGUACAAACGUAGAAAUAAAUAACGCGACUAACAUUAAUAUACAGAAAGGCAUGGUUGCCAGCGCGAGUAAUAUGACCAGCUUGAAUGCGGCGAUUACCGCGACGAACGCCAACAACGCAAUUAACGAAAGUAUAGCGUCCAAUAGUCAAGUCAAUAUUGUAAGCAGCGCGCAGCAGAACAAUCUGUCAGAUCUUCCCAACAACACUUGUUCCGGCUUUCAUGAGUCGCGGUCGUACGUGAACCGGGACAAUGUCCGCGACAACUCCUUCAACGGGAACAUACCUCCGAGCCAGAACACGACGGCGAAUCAACGGGACGUGUUGUAUAAUACAUCUUCGGUACCGUUUAUGCCGUCAUUACCGUCCACUCCACUUGGAUCUACCGUCGUUGCGUCGUCCAGGAAGUGCGACUAUCUGAAAGCGUGCAUACAGCUGAAGAAAUCACUCGUUCUGCCAGACGAAUUUUUCUCUACUGACGAGAUACUGUGCUACUGCAGCAUGUGCUAUAAGGUGGACGGUGACAACGCGUUCUGCAAAAAAGGCGAGCCGCCGGCGGAGUUUGCGAUACCGGUCGGCUGGGCCAGGUUCCCACUGAAGCAAAGCAUCAACGCCAAUCAGAUCCCACAAAGCACGACGGACAAGUGGCAUGUCGCAUUCUAUAGUAUACGUCUGGACGCGAUAAGAUUGAUUCUGGACAGGGGAGAGCUAAUGACCAAAGAGCAACUGGACGUGAGUAACUUGACAUCGGGCACGAAGAGCGAAGAUCAGAAUCCUCAGGUAAUGUUUUCGCCUGCCGUCAAAUAUGCGGCGUCCGACGAAUUCACGAGAAAGUAUCCUUAUAUUGAUAUGCAGUUGAAUAAAAAACUGAACGCAUCGACAGCGUUCCAAUUACUAGUGAGACCCGGAUCGUACACGACCUUUCCUAAAGUAUUCCGCGACGAGAAUGAGCGUUAUUGCGAGUCCGUCAAAUGGGCCACCAAAGAAGCCGGGGCCACGGUGAUAGUCGCCCUACUCGUUCAUCUAGAUGGAUUUUAAUAUUUGUGCCCAUUUCCGAAAGUGUUUUCCAACUGGACUUGUAUAUUUCUCUGUCGACAUCGAGCAUGCUAAUGUUGGAUGAUUUGACUGUUUGUACAUAAGACGUGCCGUUAACACGACUGUGGUAAGAGACUCAAGAUCGAUACAUUUCAAUUCCGUCGAAAAAUCGCGCUGUUUUUUUUAUGUUAAAUUUCGCGCAACGUUUCCUCGUGCGCAUGGUUUAGCCGUUAAUGAACUUUACCAAAAUAUUUAUGUGCUAGAUACUAAAUUAAAAUUUUAAUUAUCUUUAAACGUUGAACGCUUAACGUGUACAGUAUCGAUGAGUAUAUAAUAACUGCGUUUAUUUAUAUAUAGAGAUAACUCACUAGAUAAGGAUUCGUUGUAGAUUCGCUGGUUAGUUAUGACGUUUUUGUGACGUAUCGUAAAAGACUUUUAAUUAUAAGUUUUAAAUGUUUUAUCACGCACGUGUCACAUGUACGUCGCUAGACUGGCCUAAGUUAAUGCUCACGAGAACAAAUAGUAUAUGAAAUGUACGGCAUUGUCUCAAUGAUAUUUGCCGUUUGUCAGCGAAAAGAACACAGUAUUUUUGACGCCCGCGCUUCACGCCUAAUCGAUAAACCAAAUCUCUAUUGUAUCGCAUUAGUUAAGUAAAUCUCAAGACACAAUAUACGAUUUUUUUAACGCACUCUUCUGCAGCAUAUUCGAUAGAAAAGAAUCGUGUAAUAUGUCUAUGUUGUAGAAAUAAACAAUGCAAGUGCAAUUCACAUUGCCAACACUAAA